GUGAAGGGUAGUCGCGCUUGUUCGCGUUCCGUGGCUUUCGUGGUGUUUUGAUUAAUUUCGUUUCUAUUUUUAUUUAUUUAAUUAUUGCAAGGGCCUCCUUGUAUGUGGUAGUUGUAAAUUAGUGAAUUAAUGUGAAAAGGCUAGUGUUUAUUUAAAUACUUAUGGUGUGAGUCUCAUGUGUCUACAAAUUGUUAAUUAAAGUAUUUAAAAUGUCUUUUACGAUGACAAAAAAAGUUACUGAAUGUCACGCCGAAACCGUUCAAUUUAUGCCCGUAGAAAAAUUGGAAGAUGAUUGUAGCAAUACUGAUAGUUACUGCACAAAUAGUACACUACUUAGACGAGGUAAAAAGCUUGAGGACAACAAUAACCUAACAAAGGAAGACUUGGAGUACAUUAACUACAGAAAGCUGCUAAAAUAUGAAGAAGCACCAGAGUAUUUACAACAUAAUCCUUAUAUCAGAGAUGGUUAUAGAAAACUUUUACCAACAAGACUAUGUUGGGAAAGCAUAUUCUGGUGGACGAAUGAAACGAUGAACAUUUGGACGCACAUAUUCGGUUUCUUCUUAUUGCUUUUCCUCACCAUCAAUGACUUGGUCAUCAUCAAUAUACACGCAACAGUGACCGAUAAAAUCGUUGCUGGCAUACUGUUCUCGUGCUUUCUGGUGUGCAUGGCGUCGUCGGCUCUGUACCACACGUUCUUGUGUCGCUCGGAGGAGGACUGCAACAAGUUUCUGAUGUACGAUCUAUUCGGCAUAGCGCUCUCGUUGCUCGCCAUCUACACGUCUGGGGUUUACUACGCGUUCUGGUGUCAUUCUGAAUUGAAAGCGUUCUACAUGACAUCGGUGACACUGAUUUUCGUGGUAGCGAUGGCGUUGCAAGUGCCGCGGUUCAAAGUGCCCUACUUGGUGAAGAUGUGCGUGUUCAUCGGCUGGGCGGCGUACGGGGUCCUUCCGACCCUGCACUGGACCUAUGCUAUGGGAGGAUUCGAGAACCCAAUGGUGCAGAUGUUCUUCCCUAGAGUCAUAGGGAUGUACGUCAUCAGUGGCACUGCGUUCGCGAUUUACGCUUUCAAGGUACCAGAACGCUGGUUUCCCGGCAAGGUGGACUAUAUAGGGCACUCGCACCAGUGGUGGCACGCGUUAGUUCUAGGCGCGCUCUACUAUUGGCACAACUCCGGCAUGAUGUACGUUCAGUAUCGCAUGAACCACGGCUGUGCCAACACCAUGAGGAUAUUCUAAAUCUAAAGAAAAUGUUACUAGAAAAAACUCCGUUCUACCAGGUUUCAGACGGGAUUCGAAUCUGCAUCUUCCGUCUGAAACCUGGUCGGAGUUGGUGUUUUUUAUGUUGUUGUUUUUUAGUAAAAUUUUCUUUAGAUUUUAAACAUCUAGCAAUUAAAUGCAUGAAGACUUAAAAUAUUCUAACCAUGAGGAUAUUCUGAACUAUACGCACCAAUACAUUCCAUGAAUACACAUUCACAAUUAUUUGGAACUAAUCAGAAACGGAAAUACAGUUAGAAAUAGAUACAACGAUAAAGAAUGUUAACUACAGAUACAGGUUCACCCAUGCACUUACAUUUAUUCCGAACUAUUCUACUAGUAUUCUACAAAUAUAGUGCGAAUCCAAGUACACAUAGUGCAAUCCACGAAGAUGCGCCCCACCAAUUUUUGGUUGAAGGAUAAUUAGUGAUAAAAAGAUAAUUAUCAUAUUAAUAUUUAUUAUUAUCAUAGAUAAUUAGUGUGUACCGAUAACACUCAAAUAUGGCGGAAGCUGGCACACAUUUACUAUAAACGGUUGGGAGGAAUAGUGGGGCGCGUCUUCGUGGUUUGCAAUAUCUGUAAUCGGAUGUGAAGUUGGCGCAAAUAAGGUAGUGGUGUCGAUUCUCUAUCCUUGUCAUUUUCUAUACAGAAUGAAAAGGAGAGACCGAUGUUAAAUUUAGUUCAGAGAAUCAUACCAGAAUCGACACCAGUAGGUACUUACUUCUAGGUGCACGCGGGCUUUCACUGAAUUGAAAACUGCCCAAAAUUCCGCUCUCUGCUAACUUCACACCGCCGUAAAAUAACUUCACAACCGCCAUAAAGUUGGUUAAUAAUAUAAUGGUAAAUUACACGUUCUACAAAUAUACAUUACAUUUUGGCCGGCACUUCACUCGUGUUUGCUGUAUGUAAAAUUGACACUCAUGAGUAUUUUCUUUUCAAUCUUUAUAAAGCAUGAUAUGGACAGACUGUUGUCAAGUAUACAAAUAGCAAAUACGAAUAGCCAAGUGAAGUGCCGGCAUUACACUUAUUCUGAACAAAUCAGACAUUGAAAUACCGUAAAAAACAUGAAGUCUUGACUUAGUCAUGACUUAGAUUUACCUAACAUUCCAAUGCUAUUAUUUUGCCAUACUACUUGUAAUAUCAGUUACAUGCAAACGCAGCUCUCUAAAAUAUAAAAAGAGUUAGGUUGACAUAGAAAAUUUGUCUGGAAAACAGCUCUUUAACAAUAGAGUAAACACCUUAUGAAUUUUGUAAUUUAGUUUAGUAUGAGUGUGAAAUUCUUAUAAAUAUAGUAUUUAUUUAUAAGAAUUUAACAUAUAACUGAACAACGAAAAAUAUAGCAAAUUUAAGUUGAUCCUAUGUUGGUGUGUAUGAUAUAUUUUAUUUUCUUUAUUUUGUUGAAUUACAUGAUUCGAUGGAAUCAUAGUAUUGCUCAAUAAGGGUGCUUUGCUUGAACGGCUUUAAAAGCCAAAACGAUAUUUGGUAUUCCAAUUCUAAAAUAAUUGUGAUUUAGAUUUUGAUUAUAGUAUAUAUAUAGUUAUAAUUUUGGCAAACAAUAAUGGUAAUUUAGUAAGGAUUAGUGAAUUCUACUUUAAAGGUUGUCUCUUUAUAAAAGUAUGAAGAUAUAAUUCAAACAAUAUUAUAUAACUUAAUAAACUCUUAGCCUUCUAUAUUAAUCAAUCAAUCUGCUUCACAAAACUGCAAAUCUGAGCAAAGUUACCUUAGUGUUAUGCCGGCACUGCACUUGGCUAAUCGUGUUUGCUAUAUGUAAACUUGACAAAAGUUUGUCCUUGUCAUUUCUUAUAAUAUUUGUAAACUUGACAACAGUAUAAGGAAAUACUGUUCAGCUAAUCGAGUAGCCAAGUGUGUUAUACCGGCACUGCACUUGGCUAUUCCUGUUUGCUAUUUGUAAACUUGGCAUCAGUUUGUUCUUGUCAUUCCUUAUAAUAUUUAUAAAUGUGACAACAGUAUUUCCUUAUACUGUUUACAAUUUUACAAAUAACAAAUCGAAUAGCCAAAUACCGGUAUUAGUUGAACUAUAUAAAAUAAUACGUACAUAGUAAGCUAAAGUAGAUAAUAGAUUAGUGGUAAGUAGAUAUGAAUUUUAUUUGACUAGAAACUAUAUACAAUAUUUAAUUAAAACACUGCGGAAUCCUUUUUAUUCUAGCAAUUUAUGGUAUUAAAUUGUUUAUUUAUUGCAUUUAAACUGUGAUUUGAUUUGACUGUUUGAAAACUUUCUUAUUUUUUUAUGUUGUACUUUUUUACAUGUAUAUUUACUGUCGUCUUGGGUUACGGA
Molecule: messenger RNA, 3552 nt
Organism: Chilo suppressalis (striped riceborer)
Lineage: Eukaryota; Metazoa; Arthropoda; Insecta; Lepidoptera; Crambidae
Source: the annotation of a GenBank genome assembly